Molecule: messenger RNA, 2649 nt
Organism: Plenodomus lingam JN3
Lineage: Eukaryota; Fungi; Ascomycota; Dothideomycetes; Pleosporales; Leptosphaeriaceae
Biological process (GO): copper ion homeostasis; monoatomic cation transport
Cellular component (GO): membrane
Molecular function (GO): ATP binding; P-type divalent copper transporter activity; ATP hydrolysis activity
Source: RefSeq, a predicted model, not a curated record
AUGUUUUGCCACCAUUGCCCACAGAACAUUGAGCGUCUGCUUAUCGAAAAGUAUGCUGCUCAGGGUACUUUCGCGAUUGACGACCCGCCUAUAUCACUAUCAAGGCCUCUACUACAAGUCUCAUACAGCCCAGAUCCAGCCAACAUGACCAUCCGGCAUAUAUUCGAGACUAUCAAGAGCUUGAACCCCGCAUUCGAUCCAUCGGUUUAUCAUCCUCCUACGCUUGAAGAGAGGGCGCGAGAGAUGCAUGCCCUAGAGCGAACACGUAUUCUGUUCCGCCUGAUACUUUGCGUCAUCAUCGCACUACCAACCUUCGUUCUCGGAAUCGUUUUCAUGAGCCUUAUCAGCGAAAAAAAUCCUAUUCGUGCUUACUUGAUGGAGAGCAUGUGGGCGGGCAAUGUCAACCGAUUGAGCUGGGCACUGUUCAUCCUCGCAACGCCCGUUUAUUUCUUCGUGGCUGAUACUUUCCAUCGUCGCGCAUUGAAGGAGCUCAAAGCCAUGUGGAGACCCGGGAGCCGAACGCCUCUCCUACACCGGUUUAUACGAUUUGGUAGCAUGAAUUUGCUCAUUUCGCUUGGCACAAGUAUUGCAUACUUUGCAUCCAUUGUGGAGUUGGCUCUGGCUGCUACCAAGAAGUCGUCUGGGUCCAUGACAGAUUCCUACUUUGAUGCAGUUGUGUUCCUGACAAUGUUUCUGCUGAUAGGCCGAUUUCUUGAAGCAUACAGCAAGGCAAAGACGGGGGACGCUGUGACCUCCCUCGGCAAGUUAAGACCAACUGAAGCUACCCUAGUCGAUGCAGAUAAGGGGGAUUACAAGAUCGCAACAGAUCUUCUUGAAUAUGGCGAUGUUGUCCGUAUCAACCAUGGUACCUCACCACCGUUUGACGGAGCAGUCCUGGAUAGUAGCGCCACUUUUGAUGAAUCUAGUCUGACGGGCGAAUCACGCCCUAUCAAGAAGGAAAGGGGUGACACUGUGUACUCUGGCACAGUCAACAAAGGUCCCCCAGUCAAGAUCAGCAUCACAUCAAUAUCCGGUACCUCAAUGUUGGAUCAGAUUAUCAAUGCUGUACGGGAAGGCCAGACACGCCGCGCACCGGUCGAGAGAGUUGCGGAUACCAUCACCGCACAUUUCGUUCCUUUUGUCAUUGCGGUUGCCAUUUUGACUUGGCUCGUUUGGCUGGUCCUCGGUACUACAGGCAGUAUUCCCAAAGACUGGAAGAGUGAGGGUACAGGUGGAUGGGCGUUGUGGUCGCUGCGCUUUGCCAUUGCGGUUUUUGUCAUUGCCUGUCCGUGUGGAAUCGGAUUGGCAGCACCCACAGCACUCUUCGUAGGCGGUGGACUGGCAGCCAAACAUGGGAUUCUCGUUCGAGGUGGUGGUGAAGCCUUUCAGGAGGCUAGUUCGUUGGGCUGUAUUGUCUUUGACAAAACAGGUACCUUGACUCAAGGUGGAGAUCCGACAGUGGCGAACCAUGCACUUUCUGGCCUGCAAAAGAGUGGCUUAAUAUUCGGCAUCGUGAAGGCCCUGGAGGAAAACAGCAAUCACCCCAUCUCUCGCGCGCUACUGUCUUUCUGUGACAAGCAGAGCCACGAUACGACUCUACCGAUCAACGUCGACGAAGUCCCCGGGAAGGGCCUGAAGGGCGCAUUUCGCGUUGAUUCACACGAGAUUACGGCCAUUAUUGGAAACGAAAGUUACAUGGCCGACCACCAUGUUGAGAUAUCGCCUGAGCAAGCUGCAACUCUCCAGAAUUGGAAAGCACAGGGCCACUCUGUUGCCUUGCUUUCCUUACAGUUACCAGCGUCGAUCAUAAGCUUGCCGGAAGCUGCCCUGUCCAACCACUCAGAGGCAUCUUCAGCCACCCAAAUCGCAAUGCCGGCUGUGUCAGCAUGGAACCUUGCAUGCAUGUUUUCCAUCGCUGAUCCCCUGCGCCCAGAAGCAGUCGGUGUCAUCACGGCACUAAAGAAGCGCAACAUCGAGGUAUGGAUGCUGUCCGGUGACAACGCAACCACGGCACACGCAGUCGGGGCGCAAGUUGGCAUUCCAGCCUCCAACAUCAUUGCCGGCGUUCUUCCAGAACAGAAAGCGGAAAAGAUUAAGUAUCUUCAACAGACGCUGAAAAAGCCAAAUACAACUAAGCGCGCCACUAUCGCCAUGGUGGGCGACGGUAUCAAUGACGCUCCGGCUUUGUCGGCAGCAGACCUGAGCAUUGCAGUAGGCAGUGGUUCGGAUAUCGCUCUGUCUUCCUCGUCUUUCAUUCUGAUCAACAGCCGCCUCACCACCAUUCUCACACUACUCGAUCUAUCUCGGGUCGUGUUUCGUCGAGUGUACUUUAAUUUCGGCUGGGCCCUCGUCUACAAUCUUAUCGCCAUGCCUGUCGCAGCUGGUGUUUUGUUCCCCAUCACCACCGGGACAAAGAAGAUGGCCAUGCAUCACAAUGGCGUUGGCAUGGAGGGCGGCAUGGCCAUGGAGAAUAGUGGCACGAAGCACAUUCGCUUGGAUCCUGUAUGGGCGAGUCUGGCCAUGGCGUUGAGUAGUGUGAGUGUAGUGUGUAGUAGUCUGGCGCUGAGGAGUCGAAUUCCAGGGAUUGGCUUCCGUGCCAGGACAGACAUUGGAGUGGCGACUGAGAAGAAGGAGGCGGAGAUUGUCUAG